AUGCUUUUGGCUUUUAUCAUGGUCCCACUUGUACAGAAAGAGUUGGAUGUCUUUAGAGAAACGGUGUGGAACACACACAGAAUACGAGCACAGAAAGAUACAGUACUUCCGGACGGAAUACCAGACAACAUCUAUAACUUUCCAGAGCAAUAUGACCUUGAAGACUGUGGUACUGGGUGGCCCUUAAAAGGAAGUGGAGGGGAAAUGGACAGAAAAAGAGGGGCAAGUAAUGCACCUAGAUAAACAAGACGUUCCCGUUGGUCUAAAUCUAUCAGACAUUAAUCAUGUCAAAUGUCUUCAAAUUAGUUAUUUGUUGAAGAAAAACCAUAAAAUUGUUGUCAUGUCUUCAAGAGAAUAAAGAAAAAUGUCAAUUUGGGGAUAAUUAGUCGAUCCAAUACUAAAUUCUCUGACCUAACAUUAUAAGAAUUGUAUGGUUGACAAUAAGGAGAAAGACAAAUUUGAUCUGGGAGUUAAAGGGUUAAGGCCACUGUGCAGUGAAACCCAUGAAACACACUUUAGUGAGAAAUAACCAUAAAGUUGCAUUCUUCCCCUUUUUUGAUAAUAUUAAGAUAAUCUCCUUGGCCCUGAAAUCUAUUACAAGUAACUUCAAAAGACAUUGAAGCAAAUUCAUACUCAUCCCAGACAGUGAGAUCCCAUAUAUUAUCAGAAGUAACAUAAUGUUCUCCACCUUGUAGGCCUGGCUAUUCGACUCACACAUUCUAGAAUUUACAGCAGUGCAUGAACAUAUCUUCAUAGUGUGACCACAGUUGAGGGCUAACACUUAAACCAGGUAACAAGUACUAACAGAAAAAUACAAAUAGCACUAAUUAAACAUUUUACUUAGUUAUUGUAUGGUUAGUGUUGGCACUCAAUCUAUUUAUUCCCUCAACUACAGAUUUUGUGGUCACAGAGGAACAACUUGAGAAAGUAGCAAAAGAAUCUGGUGUUCUGAGAGUUCCAGAGGACUUCCUGACUGAAGAAUUCAGAGGAGAAUGCGAGCAUCUGACACCAUUAAAUCAGAUGAAUGGACAACUGCAUAUUUGUACUUGA
This is a messenger RNA of Pocillopora meandrina, 1050 nucleotides long. NCBI's taxonomy places the organism in Eukaryota, Metazoa, Cnidaria, Anthozoa, Scleractinia, Pocilloporidae. The record is from the annotation of a GenBank genome assembly.